AUGAGACGACUCGCAUCGGAACCGUCCUGGGACUCAAUCGAGGGUUCCUCGACCGCCGGCGGAGUGCCAAGUGACACCGUGCGACUUGCACAAACUCGACUGCCACAAGCCGUGGCAUGCCGGGAGGGGCCUUUGCCAGCCGUCUGCGUCGACGUCGGCUUGGGCUUCGAGAAGGGCCAUGGUGCAAGCCACACGCAGCCACUGUGA
Messenger RNA from Purpureocillium lilacinum, 207 nucleotides. The record is from RefSeq and is a predicted model, not a curated record. Lineage: Eukaryota; Fungi; Ascomycota; Sordariomycetes; Hypocreales; Ophiocordycipitaceae.